AUGAGCCAGGUCGUUCGUCAGGCCCAGUGGGACGCCGAAGUGGCCUCCAGUGGACACUAUGACAAGAUUAUGGUCCAGAAUCUCGAGAUCGUCGUCAACGCAGGAAAAGAUGUUUGGGGACGCGAGAAGAAGCAGCGGGCCUUGAUCAGUGUCACAUUGACACUCGGAAAGCAGUUCACGUCAGCUUCUUCUACGGACUCCGUCGAUGACAGCACUGUGCACUACGGUACGCUCAGCAAGGCGAUACAAGCACGCUUCAAAGAUGAUUCCAUGGCAUGGAUGUCAACCGUCGCUCUAUCGAAUGCCGUCUCUCAAUGCGUUCGCGAUGUCGCAGGCUCGACAGACGUAUACGCGAUCGAAACCGACGUCUGCUACCUGAAAGGCAGUAUGUUUGGCGAAGGCGCUGGACACAUCACCUCGCGCGUCGAAGGGUCUGGCACUAGCUCGAACGUACUGUACCUGCGCAACGUCCGCAUCCCGUGCCUGAUUGGCGUCAACUCCAAUGAGAGGCUGCAGAAACAGCCCGUGGUCCUCAAUGUUUGGGUUGACAACAUGGCUGACUCUCGUGUGGAGGGAUACCCUCAGCUAGAAACUUUCUUAUUCGAGUUGAUAUCUGGCUCUACAUUCCAAACGAUCGAGAGCCUGCUUGCGUGGUUGGUCGACGAGCUCAGACAAAGAUUCUUCACAGAAGAGGCGGACCAGAACGCGUGGAUCAAGCUGAGAAUUAGCAAGCCCCAUGCGGUACCCUUUGCAGAUGCGCCAGCCGUCGAGAUAACACGACCCGUACGGUCGAGCUAG
Messenger RNA from Alternaria ethzedia, 798 nucleotides. RefSeq lists its product as uncharacterized. The transcript has 2 exons. Gene Ontology annotation, cellular component: cytoplasm. The record is from RefSeq and is a predicted model, not a curated record. NCBI's taxonomy places the organism in Eukaryota, Fungi, Ascomycota, Dothideomycetes, Pleosporales, Pleosporaceae. Gene Ontology annotation, biological process: folic acid-containing compound metabolic process. The coding region runs from base 1 to 798 and encodes 265 amino acids. Gene Ontology annotation, molecular function: dihydroneopterin aldolase activity.